UGUUUGAUCCGUUAAAAUCCGCCCGUGGUUGUAAUUGGUACGCGAACAUAACACGUGAACACGUAAACACACGUAAAGUCAUUAUUACGAUCGUGGUGCCAAAGUUGUUGUCAUUAAGUUCGCAGAGGCCCACAAUAGUGUAACUGCCUGGUAUGUUAAAAGUGAAACUGUUUAAACUUGACAUAUACAGUGGAAGCCGAAAUAAGGAUUAUUUGUUGUUGUUGUUGUUGUUGUUGUUGUUGUUAUUUAGUUCUUUGAAGAAUCAAACAGGCUUAUAUCAUGGCAUUAUUAAAAUGGAUAGAUUUAACAGUAGAAACAAAUGCACUGUCCUUUAUUGCACAAUAUUCAACAGUUUACACGUCUAUCCGGAAGUAUUUUAGUUGCCAAAUCCACCUGCCAUAAUGCAAAGAGAAAUAACAUAUGAAUGCAUUAAGAAGUAAUAGUAAUAAUAGUGAUUGCAUAGGCUAUCUGACAUUGACAGAUGCCUUCCAAGUGCAUUUUAAAACACCUUACACAAAGAUAAACAGAAUGAAGGAAAUGUAUUGAUGUUACAAAAUAAUGUGGAUACGUUACAAGUGAGUUGAUAUCUCAUCUUUCAUAUCUUGACUCCUCACGUGUGUGAAUAAUUGUAACUUUCAGGUUGUGUGAAUCCUAAUUAUCACUACAAAGCCUAAAGUUCUGGCACCCCUAACAUGUGAUCUCGUACAUGGCUCUGAUAUUAGACACAUUGGCUUGUGAUCAUAGUUCUGAAGUGAGUGAUCAUUUAUUGUUAAAAUCAUAUCAGUCCUGCUUGGCCUGUGAUUCACACCCCUGCUGUUGAGCUGUUGGUUCAUACAUCAGCGUGAUCCAUAACACACACCCUGUUCAGCUGUCAUAUCUCCUGCCCGUAUUUCCUUUUUUAUCUGAGCCACACAUCAUGAACUGCGCUGUCACGAUGAUGGGCUCCUUAACUACUCCGCUGUUGGAUCUCAUUGGAUUCAUUUGUCUUUUUAGGCCGGGUUAAGGCUUCACCCCGGGAUUAUUGCAUUGGUGAUCUUCGUCUCUAUGGCGGUAAUAUUCGCUGCUCUAUUGAUCAUCCGAAAAUACUGCUUCCCGGUCAAUGAGGCAAGAUACAGAUACUCACAGCUGAGGCGGAUGGAGGACCAGGGUUCAGCAGCGACAGAGGGUGAAGGCGACAGGGGGCCCUGCACAGUCGGAGAGGAGUCGGACGAGGUUAGUGCAUCAUCCCUGAUUGCAGCUUUCCCUGUCCUUCGUGCCACUGUACAACCUGACACAGCUGUAACUUUCCUUAUUACUUCAAAUGUCAUUUUGUAAAUUCGUCUUUUUUGCCUCCUGACAGGAUCUUCUGGAAUAAAUCUCAGACCCGGGAUGCAAAAAAGAGUUUAUUGUGGAUGAAUUGUGUGCUUUAGGGCUGCAGCUAAUGAUUAUUUAUAAUGAUAUUUGAAAACAUCAUACAUUUGCUCCACAAAACUGAGAAAGUACCCAUCACAUUUUCCUACAACCCAUGAUGACAUCAUCAAAUGUGUUGCUUUGUUCAAACAACAGUCCAAAACCCAGCCCAGUGUUGCCAACUCUGAAAGUGUUAGCAGGACUAGCUCCAAAAGCUGUUAAAUCUCUCGAAAGAUUCAGGAAGUCGGCAACACUGAGCAUCCCUUCAGGCCUAUCCUCCAAAAUCACUCCCCUAAAGUUGUCAUUAUGGAUGUAAACUACCUCAAUCAGCGGUAAAAUUGUUGAUUCAAAGGUGCUGAAUACAAGAUGUGGAGCAUUUCUACUACCUCUCAACUGCUCUCAUCAUGGCUUAAGCUGAGCCAGCGGCUUGCUGCUAACAGCGCUAACAGUACCAACUAUAUGGCCAAAGUGCUGACAGAGCUAACAGCGUUUACCCGAGAGGUAACCAGAGGGAGGGCGCUAUGCUGCGGCGACCACCAACGGCUUUAUCAGCUGUAACCGUUGUAUGAGCACAGUGCGGAGCAGUGUAGUUGUUAUGGACUAAUGCAACGGCAACAAAUUAAGCAUUGAUUAUGAGGUUAAAGUUCAUGUAUUAUUUCAGAUUUUGUUCUACAGUUACUGAUGAUGGUGUGAAUGAUGUCAGUGAUGACUACUGCGUGUAUAUUUAUAUUCUGGCGGACAUUAGAGAAAUAUUUAUGUUGGUUGUAUUAUAAAUAUUCAUCCUGUGUACUGGUUGAUGUAUUUGCCUUCUGCUUGGAUUGUCCCUGUUCUGUCCAACUGGACACGACUACAUCACUAUUUCUGUCUCUUAUCUGAAGAGCUCUCUCUACUUUUAUUGUAUUAUUGCUUAAAUGGACAAACACAGUAUUUACAAAAAGAGGAAGAAAACAUGGAUAUUUUUUAUGUUAUCCAGUCAAAUGUUUCUCUGAAUGCAAAACGUUUCCUCUUAUCAGUAGAAUGUGGUACACAUGGACCCUCUGCUGGUUCUCUUUAGUAUCACACUGUGUCAGGAAUAUCAAGAGUUAAGAUGCUGCAAACAUAUACUGUCAUAAUGCAAAUCCCCUCGUGUGUAACACCAACAGCCCUAAUCGCACUAGGUUUGGGUGGACGGAGGAAAGAGUUUUUACAAAAACAAACAGUUCAGCAGUAUCUAAUGUUAGUGCUCACACUUAUAAAAACAUAACGAGCUUUCAAGUUUCGUCCUUUAAUUCUCUCGGUACUUUUUAGUUCUUUACUAUUUUAGUUUGUUUUGUGCUCGUUUGGUGCAGCUGAAGCUGUUCUAUUUAAUACGUUUGUGUUGUUUUUUCCUGUCAUUUGUCAGCCAUCUUUAUGUGUGUGGUUUCAUUUGUCACAAUUUCAUUUAACUUUAAUUCCCUAAUCAGCUACUCAACUGUGUCUUGAUGGAUAAAUGAUGACCUUGUAAUGAUUGGCCACACUAACUUUAAUGACAGUCAGAACAUCAGUUCAUUACUGCCUGUAGGGAUAUGCUAUUUUAAUAAUAAUAAUAAUACAUUUUAUUAGUAUAGCGCUAUUUUAGUUUGGGCCCCUCAAGGCAGGUGAAAGCUCAGACUUAGCUACUGCUCAAGGAUGAGCAGUGCAGAAGCUUAGUCACACAGGGCCUUGGCCUCUGGAAUUAACAUAUGGAAAUCAUUUACUAGGAAUAACCCCUUGAGAUGUACCAUCUCGUUUUUAAGUGGGUCCUUGAACAUGCUUUUUAGUGACAACUAACUCUUGUGCAAACAGUGUUGUCCAUCCAUCAAAAGUAUGGAUUUAAAUACCAUAUAUGUCUUGACAAAUACACCAUUGGCCUAUUUAUGUUGUGUUUAUUAAAAGAACUCCCUCUUCGCCAGGUUUCCUUUGAAAAACAAGCUUUAAUCUCAGUGACAUUUACCUGUAACACAAGAACAUAAUGAAACAAUGUUGUUUUGUUGUUUUUGAGAUUUGAGUUCUCAUCUGUUAUGGUUUCUUUUCAGAUUUGUUUGUGCCUAUUCCAUGCAUAUUUAUUUGCUUUUAGUAAGACUUUGACCUUUUAUUCUAUCAUAUGUAGCAUUUUAUUAAUGUAGAUAAUCUCACACAUAAAAUGGGAUUCACUAAAUACUCUUUAUUUCAUUCCCCUAGGUUUCACAUGUUUGCACGUCGACUAAGCACUAUUUGCUGUUUGCUAAAUUGUUAUCACAACGAGUAUCUGUUACUGAACCCAUAUUUGCAUUGUAAAAGAGAGAAACCUGAUCAUCUAGUUCACAUUGCCUGGUCAUGCUUAAAGCCACAUCCUGUUUUUCAUGUAGCACAAGGAGGAGCUGUUUUUUUUAAUGCAUAACCAAACAACAGGCAUGGUUGUAGGAAUUAUCAGAGUGCGUGUUCACAGAUGAGAUCGCACCAAAGCGCUGCUGUAUCUACGACACUUCUUGUUAACAGGAAAUACUAGAAGUGCAUUUCAAAGGUCCCAGCUCUUCCCUUUAGGAACUGGAAGCUAUCUAAGUUAUUGCAGAUAUGAGAAAUCCAGCUGUUUUGAACCUUGCUGCUGUAAUUAUUAUCCUCCUUAUAACCUGGAGAUUAGCCAUCAAUUCAUUUGAUGUUGGGGAGAAAGCAGGAAAUAUUCUCGGGUUUAAUGACAAAGAUCAAAUCAAUCCAAAAUUCUCAAACGGUAAAUUAAAUUAUUUUUUAACAUUACAUGACUUCCACAUUAACUGUGUGGUUUCCUUCAUGAUCAGAAGUACUUUUCUGUUUGCGUUUUCAGGUACAACAACUGAGCCAAAGUGCAGCCUCACCAGAGUCUGUCCGUCUGACCAUUUCAGUUUACGAAUCAGCAGCGGAGCAGCUAAUGUCAUUGGACCAAAGAUCUGUUUCGAUGGUGAAAUCAUUAUGAGUUAUGCGAUGAAUAAUGUGGGACCAGGGCUGAACAUUGUGGUGGUAAAUGGUAAAAAUGGAACCGUGGAAAAAUUUGGCUACCUUAAUAUGAUUAAUGGAAACACAGAAGACAUCCUGGCAUACCUAAAGGAGAUAAAACCUGGAAUGAUGGUCUUGGUGGCCUCGUUUGAUGAUUUGUCACCAAAAAUGACAGACGACAUAAGAGAGGUGUUUGUCGGAAUGGGAAGCACUUUGAUCAAGUCUGUAAAACGCAGAGAUAGCUGGGUGUUUGCUGGGAGAGCAGGGACAGAAAACAAAAGCCUCUUUGAGAAGCAAACUGUUAAUGAUGACAAAACCAACAUUUACGAAGGAUGGCCGGAGAUGGUGGAGAUGGGCGGCUGUAUCCCAAGGAACCAAACUGACCUGACAGGAUCUUUGUGAUGAAAAGGAGAAUAUGACUUAUUUCAGACUUCCAUGUAAAAAAUGAUGCCACUCAAAGAGUGUAAAUAGUUGUACACUCUUUCUGAAACCCAGAACUUACCUUAUUGAAUACAUAUUUACUUCAAAUGAUAUGUAUAUACUAUAUGUAUUGAAUUGUGUACCUCUACAGUGUGGUUUUACUACCUCUCUCUCUGUCUGCUAUGUGUAUAAUGGCAUCCAGUGUAUUGCCUGUCUGUUCAUCCUGGAAGAUAGAUUCACCUCUGUUGCUCUUCCUGGAGUUUGUCCUCAUCUCAAAUCAUGGUUCUAAGGAUUUUGUACAGAUUGUAAAGAUGUCUGAGGCAAGUUUGUCAUUUGUGAUUCUAAGCUUUAUAAAUAAAAUGUACUGAACUUCACUAGUGCUGCUGUUAAUAAUAAUAGAAGAUGCAAAGUGAAUCUUCAAAGAAAUGGAAACAUUUGACACACUGACAGAGGUGACUGGCUACUGUGCAACUAUUUAUUACUAGACAAUGAGAUGAAUGGGGUACUGCCAGUAACAGUUUUGUCCCUCUGGAAUCAUUUAAAUGUCAGUUAAGACCAGUGUUUUCACCUUUUUUAUCUCACUAUUUCUUAUUUUCUUUUUAUCUUAUAAGCACAUCAAUUGCAUACUUUUUCAUUUCAUCUGGUACACCAGAGGUUUAAGAAGUAAUACUUUACUUUAGUAAAAGUACAGAUAGUGUGAAAAUACUCUGUUUCAAGUUUCAGUGUAACGAUUUGUAAUAUUGCACCUAGUCGAGGUGGCCCUAGUUUUGACUACUUUAUGUACAGUUCGGUGGUUUAGUUUACCAGUCUGGCCCCCUCCAGAGGAUCAAAUGAUAAA
Molecule: messenger RNA, 5593 nt
Organism: Anarrhichthys ocellatus (wolf-eel)
Lineage: Eukaryota; Metazoa; Chordata; Actinopteri; Perciformes; Anarhichadidae
Product: protein FAM3C
Exons: 9
Coding region: 3940-4737 (265 amino acids)
Source: RefSeq, a predicted model, not a curated record